AUGCAGCUGCCGUUCUACGUGGUGGCGCAGCUGGCCGGCUCGCUGCUCGCCUGCGUGUCGGUGAACGGCGCCAUGGAGCCGCGGGAGGAGCACUUCUACGGGACAGCCCCGAUGAUGGCCGGCGGCCACACAAGGCUGCCGUUCCUGCUGGAGUUGGUCGCCUCCGCGGUGCUCAUGAUCGUCAUCGCCAUCGCUGCCAGAGGCUCCAAUCAGACAGCAGGAGGGCUGGCCAUCGGAGCUGCCGUCGGCACCCUGGGUCUCGUCAUCGGGCCGGUGUCCGGAGGGUCGAUGAACCCGAUCAGGACGCUGGGCCCGGCCAUCGUGCUCGGCAGGUACACCUCCAUCUGGAUCUACCUCGUCGCGCCCGUCGCCGGGAUGCUGCUCGGCGCGCUCUGCAACCGCCUCGUCAGGGGCUCCGACGCCUUCCUCUGCGGCACCAAGCCCAGAGCGGUGGCGCCCAGAACCACCACGCCGCCCGCCGUUGGAGCACUUGUGUCGUCGCACUACUAG
This is a messenger RNA of Miscanthus lutarioriparius, 510 nucleotides long. The record is from the annotation of a GenBank genome assembly. NCBI's taxonomy places the organism in Eukaryota, Viridiplantae, Streptophyta, Magnoliopsida, Poales, Poaceae.